UACAAGUCGUAUGUCGAAAUGGAGACAGACCUGAUCCUGUCACCUCCUGACAGGCCAGUCCUGCCAGAGCCGUUUCUGUCCGCUAGUCAGCUCGCAGCUGAGUCUCUGUCCCCAGUCUGCAGACAGGUUUUGCUCUCAGACGGUGACCGUGAGGCUAUGGAGAAGGCUGUGUGGAUGGCAGAGAAACAUCCUCAGUGUGUUGCUGAAUUUCUCCUGGCAGAACCACAGAUAUCUAGCCCUUCAGUCAGAAGUCAGUCUCUCCCAGAGCUUCUCUCAUUACUGGAGGCCGAGAGAGAAACUCAGAGCACUGACUCGCUCACAAACCCACAGAGACUGUCCACAUUUACCCUGCUACCCCAGAAGCCCACCCAGUGGUCACUUACUGAGCCCAUGACUGUGGAGCAGCACACAGUUGCUGAUACAGGGAAGGAUCCUGCAGAGCAGUUUUCAUUGCUCUCUCUCAUUCAGAUCGAUGAACUGCUGAAAACGUCUGCUGAAAGAGCUGUCCAGGAUCUUCCAGUCAGUGUGAGGGAGGGAUCAGUCCACAGCAAAGCUGUACUGACUUCUGUGCCCAGCCGUGUGGAGGCGGGCAAAGCUGUGAAGUUCAUGCUGCUGGAGGAAGCUCCUCAGAAACAGAGCACCAUCUCCGAGAGCAGAGAAACAGCAACAGAACCAGCGGCUGCUAAUGAGUUUCUGCCAAAUGACACUCGAAGUGGGGUGAUCUCGAGUACUCCCAUUAGUACCGAGAAUCUCAACCAUCUCUCUGAGAACACACCCAAAAAAGAAGAUAGCAUUCAUCUAAAGACCGAUCUGAACCAACUUCCUCACACACCUGCAGAAAGACACGGAGGGAUACCAUCAAAAACUCCACUGGAUCCUCCAGACGACCUCGAGGUGGCCAAGGUUACACCUGUAGAGCAAAAACUAGAAGAAAGCCUCACAUCCACAGCAUCUGUUUCUCUGGCGCAGUCUGUUCGUCAGGGAGGAGAGAGUGAACCUAAUCCAGCAGCAUUACAGAGCAGCUGGAGGAGCUUCUCUGUCUCUAAACCUCAGGAGGACCUUGAUCCUCUGUCCUCGUUUAUAAUGUUAAGAACUGUGCAGAGGAGUCUGGUAGUUCAAAAACCUCCACAGAUCCCCCUAAACACAGCAGUUGCAGACCCGGCUCAGAAGUACAUGAGAGAGCCCACCCCAGUUUUAGGAGUAUCAGAAAAGGCCAAGAACAGUAAAGCCAGUCUUGGCAUCACAGAAAAAGCCUUCAGCAAAACCAUCUAUGUUCAGGCUACAGAGAAUGAGAGAUUUGCAUAUUUUGAGCUGCAUGCGUUGGCCCGGCCAUCCCUCAGGAGAGUGCGUGAGUUGGACCAGAACGCUCUGAGAAGGAAGGACUUCACCAGCCUGACGCCUGAAGACACGCGAUUCUACCUGAAACAGCAGGAGAAGCUGCUCAGCAUGAGUCGGGGCAGGGAGUGUGUAUAUGAUGAUAUGGCUCUGCUUCACAUUCUGGUGAGGGUGAAGGAAUUGCUGCUCAGGUGUGACCUCACCACUGCGAUCGAUUACAUGGAGGAGGCACAGUCCACGUGUUCAAUGGGAGGUCUGAAAGAGUUGCUGAGGAGGCUCCAGGUGCUGCAGUAUGUGACCUACAGGAAGGAGGAGCAGGAGCCCAGCCCCAGAGUGCUGCACCUGCAGGAGCAGAUGAGCACUUAUUUGCAGAGAAACACCUCCAACACGGUUCUGGUGGUAGCAGCUACGGAGCGUGUGAGGGCAGAGCUGGUAACAGCCCUCAGUCAGGUACCAGGAAGCUGUGUAUCCACUGUUCUACCUGGGGGCCUGAACAAAGUGGACAGUAGAACAGUUAUAGACAGUCUUUCCUGCAGUCGGAGUGUCAUAGUGUGCCGUCAGCAGAUUGGAUCUGAUUUCCCCUGGCAGAAGUUCAGUGUGGUGUUGGAGCUUGACUCCUUGUGUCAUUCCACCAUCAGCAGCUUCUGCUCACAGAACAACGUCAACUACAUCUGCUUCUGCACAGCAACGCCGAAGACAGAGGCAGCCGUUUCCCCUCAGGCCUAUCUGGACAGUGUACCUUUUCUGGUGUUCGUCACAGAGGGUUUGCUGAAGCACUCAGACUUGCUGCAUCUGCUGGAGUCAACGUAUAAUAUGACUCUGCUGGAGAGGAGCUACAGUCAGUCUAUGCAAAAGCUGGAAUCACCUGACCGGUAUGAUGUCAUUACGGUGGAUGAAAAAACAGCCAUUCUCCUGCAGGAUCUGGAAGAGCUGCAGCGGGAGAAAGCGUCAAAUUCUGUGGUGAUUAGACUUUCAGCUCUUUCUCUGCAGUUCACCCGCUGCUGGAUAAUACUGCACUGCGGCGAACAGCACAGCAAACUUGUGUAUGGCGAUACGUUCAAUAACCUGGUGCUGAUCUACUCGUCCUUCGUGCUGUUUGGACUCAAGUCAGAGGACCUAGAUGUAAAGGUUUUUCUCGUGCGUGAUGUAGCAGACAUAGCCUGGUAUGUGUAUCAGAUCUGCCUGCACACUCUACUGAGCUCAGAGAAGAGUGUGUGGAGCUGGCUUGACCGGGAUUGGUUCAGUGUGCUGCAGACAGAGGAGGAGAGCUGUUUGGUUUGUUUUCCGUGCAUUAAUCCUUUGGUAUCCCAGCUUAUGCUGAGGAGAGCUCCUUCUCUGCAGUGGCUGCUGGAAGCUUCAUUCUCUGAGCUCAAGGACAAAUUCCCUGAGAUACCACACAAAGUCUGCAAGCUCUUCAGUGAUGUUACAGCUCUCCACAGACUCAGUGCUGCCCCCUCUAAAUCUGAGCCUGAAAACGCAGCUCCACUACAGUCUAAUGACAACCUGUGCCCUCCUCAUCCUCAGCUCCCUCACUGGGCUGUAAAUGGAGAUGAGCCUCAUUCAGACUCGCUCACUGACACACAGCUGUUCCUCACAUCCUCGUCCACUGAGCUGAGCAGCCCUGAGUCUGUCCAGCAGCAGGGCGCUGUGGAUACAGGCUGGCGUGGGACAGUGGGUGGAGCCUCUGUGGGUCAGUCAGAGUGUGCGUGUAACUCACACUUGCAGCCAUGGCCUGGAGAACCUGCUCAGAAUGAGCGCAACGCAGACUCCUUUGGUGACGGAGAGGACCAGUGGACAGUGGACGCUUCGUCUCUGUCAGCCCCAGAUCUCUCUUACUCACAUACCCACAUUCUACAUACUGAGUGUCCUGCCCCCGCAGUCCUGCUGGGUCAGAUUUCACCUGUGGAAGAGACGGAAAUGCUGCCCCCGCCGCUGUGGAGAAGCAGUGCCUGUGGAACAAGCAGCAGGGGGCAGCAGAGUAACGCCUACAGCAUCUCACCCCAGUACCAGCAGGGCGCCGAGAGGAAGAGACCAGCGCGAGAUGCUGCAGGAGAGACGGUGUUUCCACAGUGUAAGAGAGGGAGGCUUCUGUUUGAGAGAAUACCAGGACGGUGUGACGGACAAACGCGGCUCAGGUUUUUCUGAACGCCUGCUUUAGUUUUAUCCUACACAUCCUGUCAUACACGCUUCAGACUGACGUGUUGGCUGUAACACCGCCCUGAAGACCCUUUAUUAUACCUAGACCCAUGUGCUGUUCCACGCACGGGACUCAAACCUACAGAGACGGAUAUGUGUUCACAUUAAAAGUUUCAUUUUCUUAAUUAUAAU
Pygocentrus nattereri (red-bellied piranha) is the source of this 3663-nucleotide messenger RNA. It is a transcript of the gene shoc1, whose product is annotated as shortage in chiasmata 1. The record is from RefSeq and is a predicted model, not a curated record. NCBI's taxonomy places the organism in Eukaryota, Metazoa, Chordata, Actinopteri, Characiformes, Serrasalmidae. The transcript is spliced from 22 exons. Gene Ontology annotation, molecular function: single-stranded DNA binding; ATP hydrolysis activity. Gene Ontology annotation, cellular component: condensed nuclear chromosome. Gene Ontology annotation, biological process: resolution of meiotic recombination intermediates. The coding region runs from base 19 to 3480 and encodes 1153 amino acids.